GUGAAACUAACUGCCAAGCUGAAAGUUUACUCAAAUCCGACGACUUCUUUCGGAAGCCCAUCUUUCUUGAUCCCUCAGCAGCGACCUCUGUUGGCCAUCGUCAGGAUGUCAGUGCAGUUCUCCGGCUGGGAGGUGGUCGACGAUGGCGCCUCUUUCCCUGGUGUGAUGCUCCAGUCAGCGCAGAGGCCUCAAAACCGCGGCGUCUACAAAAUGUUCCACGGGACCAGCGUUGCCAGCGCACGCCUCAUCAUCGCCAAUGGUUUCAAUCGAUCGAAAGGCGGCAUGCUGGGGGAGGGCGUGUACGUCAGCCGUGAUAUGAACAAGGCGUCGAGAUAUCCGCUGUAUGGCAGCGAUUCAGACCGUGUGAUCUUUGAGCUGCGUGUGCGUGUUGGACGCGUCAAGCGCAUCGACAAAGACAAUCAUCCCAUGCAGUACACGUGGCACAAACAUGGCUACGACACUGCCUGGGUGCCCCCCAAAAUUGGUCUUCUAGCUGUGAAGAGCGGCCUGGAGGAAGAUUGUGUGUAUGAUCCCAAAAGGGUGACGGUGGUUGGCAUUGCAAAGGCACCAACCUCUGCCAUACAGACAGAGCUUGAAAAGGCCAUUGCUAAAAAGUCAAAGAGAGGUCGAGGAGGACAUGGAGGCAGUGGUCCACCCGUGUGUUCAUUGUGUAAGAGAAAGACCCAGCUGGGUGCUGCACACAUCCAGCAGAAGUGCUGGAAGUGUGGCCAAAAUAUAUGCAUUCUCACAUCCAAGCAUUUCUGUAGAACCACACCAUGCAGGAUGUCAGUGCAGUUCUUCGGCUGGGACGUGACCUUCGAUGAUGACACUCUUUCCAUGGAGCUCAACGCUGAACAGGAGCCCAAAGAUCGGGGUGUCUAUACCAUGUACCAUGGAACCAGUGUCGCCAGUGCGCGCCUUAUCAUCGCCAAAGGCUUUGAGCAGUCCCAGAAGGGGAUGCUGGGAAAGGGGGUUUACGUCAGUCGCGAUAGGAAAAAGGCGCAGCGCUACCCACUGAAUGCGCGAAAUUCAGACAGAGUGGUCCUGGAACUCCGAGUGCGCGUUGGCCGCGUCAAGCGCAUCGACAAGGACGACCAUCCUCUGCAGUACACCUGGAAUGCAAAGGGCUACGACACGGCCUGGGUCCCUCCCAACUGCGGCAUGAAAGCUGUGCCGAGUGGCUUAGAGGAGGACUGCGUGUUCGACCCCAAGAGAGUGCAGGUGGUGGGCGUCGUGCAGGCCGACAGCUCCGUGCUGUCCGAGCUGAGAAGUCUUCUGGCCAUGGCACUGGGGAAUGCCGGGCAAAAUGGCGAUGUGUGCUCACAGUGCAAGCGUAUGCAGCAGCAAGGGCUGCCGCACAAACUGCAGCUGUGCUGGGGAUGCGGCGAAACCAUCUGUCCGUUCAUGACAAGGCAUGUAUGUAGAAGGGGGGACGAGUGAAUGAGUGAACGGGCCACAACGGUUGGGAGAAGGAACCGUGUCCAUGAGAUCUUACGAAGUUGAAGAGAAGCUAAAUUUGACAAGGUAAAGGGGCGAAAAUUCACUGCCAACUCAGGGAGGGACAAUGAACAGAAAGGAAAAGAAACUCUGAAGCCAUUUUCAGGAAGUAUACAAAUGACAUACAUGAAUGUUGGGGAGAAUGAUCAGUUUUUCUGCUCAUGUGAUUUUUCACUUUGGAAACAGGCCUUGUUUCCUCUGCCUCGUAAAAGUGAACAAUCACAAGAGGUGCUACAUAAUUUAUCAUUGUGCUCAAAUACUUUUAACCAUGUUGAAAGAUUUCUGUGUGAUUUGAGGGUGGAAAGUUAUGGUGUUUUCUUGUACUUUAAGCCAUGUAAUCAUGUUAUUUUCCAAGAUGUCGAUGAUCUAUUAGGUUGUUUAUCACUGGAAAACAAGUGUUUUGACAUCGAAUUUCUUUCCUCAAAUGUCUGAUGACUCACUGAGCUACUCAGGGCAUUGUUGAGCUCCCUCUCCCUGCCCCUAAGCUGCAUGUGCCUUACAUUUGUGGUAUGUUGCACUUGCCUCGGAGCACUAUCUCCAAGUACUUUCUUUCUCUUUACUUUUGAAACCCUUCGAAGACAAUGCCUGCCGUUGUCAACGUGUCUGCAUGAACUUUGAUACCAUAAACCGUUUAUAUUGUAUCUCAUAUCAGUUUACUGGAAAUGUUCAGUGACUCAUACAAACAACUCAGCUAUAGUUUUACUUGCUGUAUGAAGGUAAUGGUGUUGUGAAUGAAAUCAGAUGUAAUGUAUCUUGUAUAUCCAGAAAUGGCCGAUUCGAGAAUGACUUCACUAGUCUAACGCGCUUGUCUCUCAAUGCUGUGAUAAAUGGAAAUGUUACAACUCAACAAGAGAAGUUUGAACAGGCGCUGGGUACAGAAAGACACAGUCACCAAGACUGGCUGCUGGAAAUGUCAAUCAAAUGUGAAACCCGCCUGUUUAGAAGUGCAUUACUCGAAUAUCACCGAGCUUGGAGACAGUGAGACAAUCCUCACAUUCUGAAAAGUCUUUAUUGAGUAUGAAUGUGUUACACGAUUACUGUCAGUUGAACAAUGUGAUGACAUUCAUGAUCUGAUUAAAAUCUUGAAAAUAAUAAAGCCAUGCUUAUGAGACCUGAGCCACAACGUCGUGUCCGAUAAUAUUUCAUAAUCAUGAUCGAAGAAACUGACGUGGUUUUCCUGCAGAUGUAUAUUUAAUAAGGCAACGGCAAAUGAACAGUGAGG
Molecule: messenger RNA, 2719 nt
Organism: Salarias fasciatus (jewelled blenny)
Lineage: Eukaryota; Metazoa; Chordata; Actinopteri; Blenniiformes; Blenniidae
Exons: 3
Coding region: 106-1440 (444 amino acids)
Cellular component (GO): cytoplasm
Molecular function (GO): NAD+ poly-ADP-ribosyltransferase activity
Source: RefSeq, a predicted model, not a curated record